AUGCAUGGCAGGUGGGCAAGUCAUGCCAAACGCGCAGCCUUCCACAUGGAGCGUCAGGCAACAAGUCGCAGCAUCUCCACAGACUUCCGCUUCGGUACGCCGUUUGUUCCUUUGACCUCAGAAUCAGGCUUUUCAGGUGCUGUAGGAAAUACCCCUUUGAUUAGAUUGCCACGGAUUUCCGCUGACGUUGGCAGGAACAUCUACGCGAAGGCCGAAUGGAUGAACCCUGGUGGAUCAGUCAAGGACCGCGCUGCGCUCUUCAUGGUGGAACAGGCCGAACGCGCCGGAUUACUGCAGCCUGGUGGAACAGUGACCGAAGGUACUGCAGGGAAUACCGGGAUUGGUCUGGCCCAUGUUUGCAGGGCCAAAGGCUACAAGUGUGUGAUCUACAUGCCUAACACGCAGUCGCCAGCCAAGAUGAACACUUUGCGAUUGCUCGGUGCAGAGGUUCAUCCGGUUCCUGUGGUUCCGUUUGACGAUCCUCUGAACUUCAACCACCAGGCUAGACGCCAUGCUGAGGGACUCCCCAAUGCGGUUUGGACAAACCAGUUCGAUAAUCUGGCCAAUCGUCAGGCCCACAUAGAAGCUACGGGACCAGAGAUAUGGGCCCAGCUGAACGGAGAGGUUGAUGCGUUCACUUGUUCUACGGGAACAGGUGGGACAUUUGCGGGUAUCACCAGGUAUCUGAAGGAUAUCUCUGGAGGGAAGGUGCGGGCUGUGGUUGCAGACCCUCCUGGAUCGUGUGUGUACUCUUAUGUCAAGUCUGGUGGAAAGAGUCUUGCCAGAGAGGGUGGUUCUUUCACGGAGGGAAUUGGUCAGGGACGAAUUACGGCUAAUGUAGCUGCUGAUAUCGAUCUCGUUGAUGACGCGGUUCGAAUUCCGGAUGAGGAGUCUAUCGCUAUGGUUUACAGGCUUCUUGAUGAAGAAGGAAUCUAUGUUGGAGGAACUGGAGCUCUGAACGUUGUGGCUGCCGUGAAAGUGGCCCAGACCUUACCUGAGAAUUCCAAUGUGGUGACUAUCCUGGCAGAUUCGGCUCAUAAAUAUGCUGAUCGGAUCUUCAACAAAGAGUGGCUUGAGACCAAAGGGUUGUAUUCUGCGCUGCCGGAUCAUCUGAAGAAGUAUGCCUUAUAA
This is a messenger RNA of Kuraishia capsulata CBS 1993, 1131 nucleotides long. RefSeq lists its product as uncharacterized. Gene Ontology annotation, cellular component: cytoplasm. The coding region runs from base 1 to 1131 and encodes 376 amino acids. Gene Ontology annotation, molecular function: cysteine synthase activity. The record is from RefSeq and is a predicted model, not a curated record. Lineage: Eukaryota; Fungi; Ascomycota; Pichiomycetes; Pichiales; Pichiaceae. The transcript has a single exon.